Molecule: messenger RNA, 4035 nt
Organism: Carcharodon carcharias (great white shark)
Lineage: Eukaryota; Metazoa; Chordata; Chondrichthyes; Lamniformes; Lamnidae
Gene: rnf19a
Product: ring finger protein 19A, RBR E3 ubiquitin protein ligase
Exons: 10
Coding region: 266-2788 (840 amino acids)
Biological process (GO): positive regulation of proteasomal ubiquitin-dependent protein catabolic process; protein polyubiquitination; ubiquitin-dependent protein catabolic process
Cellular component (GO): ubiquitin ligase complex; cytoplasm
Molecular function (GO): zinc ion binding; ubiquitin conjugating enzyme binding; ubiquitin protein ligase activity
Source: RefSeq, a predicted model, not a curated record
GGAGUUGGUUUGGGAGGAGGAAGGGGGUGGGGGAGGGAAGUCGCGAGCGAGCGGGCGGGUGGACAGACAGACAGACGGCGGCACCACCACCUCCUCCUCCUCCCGAGUGUUGGAAGCGACAGCUGAAAUUCCAGGAACAGUUUUUUUUCCAGUAAACGGCCUUGUAAUCACCCAUUUGAUGAAGAACAUGGAUUAGCACUUGGAAUAUCACCACUUUGCAGCAAGUUUCCAGGACUGGAACCUCUGAAAGAGGGGUGCUAGAGAAAUGAGUUUGCAUCGCAAUCAGCAAAUGGGAUCAGACCGUGAUCUGCAGUCCGCUGCAUCUUCAGUUAGUUUACCUUCUGUUAAAAAGGCACCAAAGAAACGUCGCCUUUCACUCGGGUCUCUGUUUCGAAGGAAAAAAGAGUCAAAACGAAAGUCCAGGGAUUUAAAUGUUGGAGUUGAUGGAAUUGCAAGUAUUGAAAGCAUUCAUUCAGAACUAUGUAAUGAUAAGAACUCCAUAUUGUCAACCUGUGGCUCUUCUGAAAGUGGGACUGCAUCUACUGACAAACAAAAUGGAGACUUUCUUGAAUGCCCUCUGUGCCUUUUGCGUCUCUCUAGGGACAAAUUUCCGGAUAUUAUGACUUGCCCCCACAGGUCAUGUGCAGACUGCUUGCGGCAGUACUUGAGGAUAGAGAUCUCUGAAAGUCGGGUUAAUAUCAGCUGCCCAGAGUGUACAGAGAGAUUCAAUCCACAUGAUAUUCAAUUAAUUUUAAAUGAUGUUGCGCUUAUGGAGAAAUAUGAGGAGUUUAUGCUACGCCGGUGGCUGGUGGCAGAUCCAGACUGCAGAUGGUGCCCGGCUCCAGAUUGUGGUUACGCAGUGAUAGCGUUUGGCUGUGCCAGCUGUCCAAAGCUCACUUGUGCCCGUGAAGGAUGUGGCACUGAGUUCUGCUACCACUGUAAACAAAUAUGGCAUCCAAAUCAGACUUGUGAUGCAGCACGUCAACAGAGAGCACAGAGUUUGCGAUUAAGAACAAUACGCUCUUCGUCAAUCAGCUACAGUCAGGAAUCUGGUGCAGCAGGUACAGAAAACUGGACUCUUCGUAGAUACGUUCAGGACGAGAUUUCGGGAAGAAAGGGGUUACCUGAAAUAAACAGCCUCCUGGUCAAUCAGAUUUUACCAUCUCGCUCCACAGCAGAUGAUAUUAAACCUUGCCCACGAUGUGCAGCAUACAUAAUAAAAAUGAAUGAUGGAAGCUGUAAUCAUAUGACUUGUGCAGUAUGUGGUUGUGAGUUCUGUUGGCUUUGUAUGAAAGAAAUCUCUGAUCUGCACUAUUUAAGUCCUUCUGGCUGUACAUUUUGGGGAAAGAAACCUUGGAGUCGUAAGAAGAAGAUUCUGUGGCAGCUUGGCACAUUGGUCGGUGCUCCAGUAGGAAUAGCACUCAUUGCAGGGAUUGCCAUUCCAGCCAUGAUUAUUGGGAUCCCUGUAUAUGUAGGCCGAAAGAUUCACAAUCGCUACGAGGGAAAGGAUAUUUCAAAACACAAGCGGAACUUGGCAAUCACUGGAGGUGUGACGUUAUCAGUAAUUGUUUCUCCUGUUGUUGCUGCAGUAACUGUAGGAAUUGGGGUUCCCAUCAUGCUGGCAUACGUCUAUGGAGUAGUCCCCAUUUCUCUCUGCCGUAGUGGUGGCUGUGGUGUUUCUGCUGGUACUGGAAAGGGUGUGCGGAUAGAAUUUGAUGAUGAAAAUGAUAAUGCUGGCGGAGGAAAUGCAGCAUUAGAUACCACGUUUGUUGUUGAGUCUCGCAAUAACCCCAGUAUUGGUGAGGGAAGUGUUGGGGGCCUAACGGGCAGUUUGAGUGCCAGUGGCAGUCACAUGGACAGAAUAGGUGCAAUACGAGAUAACCUGAGUGAAACUGCGAGCACCAUGGCACUGGCUGGAGCCAGUAUCACAGGCAGCCUUUCUGGGAGUGUCAUGGUCAACUGUUUCAAUAGGUUAGAGGUGCAGGCAGAUAUCCAGAAGGAACGAUACAGUCUCAGUGGUGAAUCUGGCACAGUAAGCAUUGGGACCAUCAGUGACAAUGCCAGCACAAGGGCCAUGGCAGGAUCAAUUAUCAAUUCCUACAACCCACUGGACAGGGAAGGAAACAGUCUAGAGGUGCAAGUUGACAUUGAAUCGAAGCCUGCAAAGUUCAGACACAACAGUGGAAGCAGUAGUGUAGAAGAUAGUAGCGUGCCUGGUCGCAAUGUAGCCAUUUUACCUACAGCCCCUGUUGCGGACAAUCGAUGUGGUGCCUCCAAGUGGCCGAAAGAAACAACAACUAAAAAGUGCAAAGGAAAAUUGCAGAAAAGAGGCAGUAUGAAGAUAAAUGAAACUCGAGAGGAGAUGGAUGCACAGUUACUUGAACAAAGAAGCACCAAUUCAAGUGAAUUUGAUUCGCCGUCACUUAGUGACAGUAUACCAUCUGUGGCAGACUCUCACUCCAGCCAUUUCUCAGAAUUUAGUGGAUCUGAUAUGGAGAGCAUGAAAACAUCCUGUAGCCAUGGUUCCAGUGACUAUCACAGUCGGUUUUCAGCAGUCAGUCCCCUACCAGAGGUGGAGAACGAUCGUCUGGAGACAUGCCCGUCGCAGGGUGGUCUUGUUGCUUCUGUUGCAACUGGGCCAAGUGCAGAUGUCUUGCAGUUGAGCUUCAUUGCAGAAGAGAAUGGUGCUGCAACUUCAGCAGUGCCAAAUUAUGCUAUUGAGGAGGCAGAAAACGUAACCAAUAAUAACCAGCAGCAACAGACCAGUGCAAUUCAUACUGAGAUUUAAUCCUGCCAUGCUGCAGAUCUAAUCAUAAGAUGUCGCUAAUCAGUCCUGCUUACAGUUGAUUAUAUGGUAAUUGAUAUAAAAGGAAACUAAUAACUUGGAAACUGAAACUGGUGCUUAUUAACCAACAAGAUCAUGGAUUUUGAAGGUCAAAAUAAAGUGUAGGUGUCAGGGUUAAAUAUGUCAUUACAGAUCUGUCUCCCACUUAUCCAGUUCAAUUUUAAAGGUUGGGGAGAGCAGGAGGUAGUUUUUUUGAGAUGUUUAUUGGGCAGUGUUAAUGUCUGACAGGUAACAUGUUGAGUGAGAAGUGACGGUCCAUUUUUCUGUCACUUGUAUGUGCGUGAUAUAGUGCAAAAAUGCAAAGAAAGUGCAACUGAACUUGUCAAAAUCCCGAAGUGCAAGCAGAAAUCAGUUGAAGAUUACAUCAGAAAAACACAUUCUUGGACUGUGGGUAAUUCCUUUCAAUUAUCAAAGAUCAACCUUUCCUCCCUCACUGUUUCCUGGUGCCUUUGGAAAAGACUGUGUUUAAUACCUACGUUAUUGAGGAUAUAUUUAUACUUCUCCAAAAAAAAAUCUGUAUUGGAUUACAGUGUAUCACAGAAGAAUGCUAAAAAUGCAGUUGGAUGAAAGUUGUGUAAUAUGAAUGAAUUAUCUUAAGAUAUAACCCUAUAUUAGCCUACCAAAGACAGUACUCAGGCUUUAGAAAAUGUUUUGCAUAACUGAUUUAACUGGUUUCUUUGUUCAGAAAAAGCAAGUGUUCAUAACAAAUGAAUGCUGCCGAUGCAGUUUGUUACAGAUUAAAAGCACAGUGCAGAAUUUGCACAUUGCUUUGUUUAGAGCAUUAGAGAAGAUAGGUGAAGACUGGCCUUUUUUCCCCCUUGUGUGACGAGACACUAAAAAACUCACAAAGGCUGUCCUCAGCCUAUAAUGGUGCACUGUUAAAAUUACAACAUACUUCACAAAUGCAAAAUUGAGUCAUUUAAAUGUGAGUAUGUUUUGCGCAUUAUGCAGUGCUUGGUUUAUGUUGCCAUGUUGAUAAUGCUUGAAAUUUUCUCCUUAUGAACAGAAAAAUAAGAGAGUCACAAGUUUAUGGUCUUUUUAAUUUUCUUUGAGCUUUGGAACACUAGUGCCAGUUACAGUAUAUGUUGCAUAAUGCUUGUUUUGGUAUUUGUAUAUUUGUUUGCAAGCUGGUUUGCCUAACAGGAUGACUGUAAGAUGCAUAUCAAAAAUAAAGUACAAUUAAAAACCAA